UUACAUUCGUUUGCACGAAACUUUGAAUGAAAGUGGAAAUCAGCUGUUCGUGCUUUAAAAUUGAAUUGGUGUUUACGUGGAUUUUUUUUUCGCUGUCAAAUUAAAGCAGACCCCAACACAAAAUGAUUGAGGUAACAGAUCUGCAAAAAAUUGGCAUCGGCUUGGCUGGUUUUGGCAUCUCGUUUCUGUUCCUUGGUAUGCUGCUGCUGUUCGACAAAGGCUUGCUCGCCAUAGGCAAUAUUCUAUUCAUAUCGGGACUGGGUUGUGUCAUUGGUGUGGAGCGCACCCUGCGCUUUUUCUUCCAAAGGCACAAAGUCAAAGGAACGACUGCCUUCUUCGGGGGAAUCGUCAUCGUCCUACUGGGCUUCCCCAUCAUUGGCAUGAUUAUUGAAUCCUAUGGAUUUUUCGCCCUGUUCAGCGGCUUCUUCCCCGUGGCCAUUAAUUUCCUGGGACGUGUGCCGGUAUUGGGAUCGCUGUUAAAUUUACCAUUUUUGCAAAAGAUUGUUCAAAAACUCGGAGGAGACGGAAACCGAACUACAGUAUAAUUAUAUCUGUACAUUUUACCAUAAUUAUGCGAAACUUUUGUAUAAAGUAAAUAAAUCAAUUGAAGUUCUUGUAAACCCCAUUUAGAUCCAUGUAAAAAUCUGCCUUUAUAAACAAAAUAUUUGUAGUUUACCAAACCGAAAA
Molecule: messenger RNA, 687 nt
Organism: Drosophila elegans
Lineage: Eukaryota; Metazoa; Arthropoda; Insecta; Diptera; Drosophilidae
Product: vesicle transport protein GOT1B
Exons: 5
Coding region: 123-545 (140 amino acids)
Biological process (GO): retrograde transport, endosome to Golgi; endoplasmic reticulum to Golgi vesicle-mediated transport
Cellular component (GO): membrane; endoplasmic reticulum
Source: RefSeq, a predicted model, not a curated record